Drosophila hydei is the source of this 3332-nucleotide messenger RNA. Its product is annotated as patj homolog. The coding region runs from base 141 to 2846 and encodes 901 amino acids. NCBI's taxonomy places the organism in Eukaryota, Metazoa, Arthropoda, Insecta, Diptera, Drosophilidae. Gene Ontology annotation, molecular function: protein binding. The transcript is spliced from 2 exons. The record is from RefSeq and is a predicted model, not a curated record.
AACAACAGCAACAACAACAACAACAGCAGCAGCAGCAGUUUGCCAACAGCACCACCAGCGGUCAUGUUAGCAGCCAGCUUGAGCCGCCGCACCACAGUCAAGCGAACCACACGUACAGCAGCAAUUGGAGCAGCAGCGAGAUGGUAUUGAGCACCGAAUGGUCGCAGGUGGAGGUUAUAGAUUUGAUCAACGAUGGCAAUGGCUUGGGCUUCAUUCUGGUGGGCGGUCGCAGCACGGGCGUUGUCAUCAAGGCGCUGACGCCGGGGGGCGUGGCCGAGCGGGAUCAGCGCCUGCAGCUGGGCGAUCAUCUGCUCCAGAUUGGCGAUGUAAAUCUGCGCGGCUUCAGCUCGGAGCAAGUGGCCACAGUUCUUCGUCAGACCGGAGCUCAGGUGCGUCUGAUUGUGGCACGGCCGGUGGAGCCGACGGCCAUCGACUAUCAUACGCUGGCCAGUCAUGCGCCCAUUAUACCAACUAAGCUCCUCUCCGACCCGGAAGAACUGUCGCGGCAUCUCUUUCAGAAUCCGAGCUUGGCCACGGCGACGACACCCUUGGAUGUGGGCAGUCUGGUUGGCCUGGUCACUGGCGCCCCAGCUGGCGAUACAGCUGACCAGGGCAAUGUGUCACUGCCCCUGUCCCUGCCCCUGCCCCUGCCCAUGCCCCUAACUCUGCCACUGCCACUGGCUCUGCCCCAGACCAUGCCCUUGGCCGCUCUUGACCCAGCGCCCGAUACAGAGCUAGCCGAUCUGCCGCUGCCACCGAUACCCGCCAAUCUGGCCAGCAGCAGCAGCUCCUGCCUGCAGGACCUCGAUAUUGUGCCCUACUCAAUACUGUCGCCGCCUCCGACGACAGCGCUGCUCACGGCGCGACAGUCGCUGCAGUUGCCAUUGGGUCAGCGCUGGCAAAAUCAGGAGGAGGAGGACGACGUCGACGACGUGGAUGAUGACGACGAUGAUCAGGAUGAGCAAGUUGGGGAACGAAAGCAGCAUGUGAUAGCCGGCAAAAAGUUGGCAAACGACGGCGACUGCUGCUCCGUGGACUCCGAGUCGCCCUCGACGUACGUCGACUCACCCGAAACGGAAACGUACGUCGUGGAGCUGCACAAGAACGUGUACGGCCUGGGCAUUACCGUGGCCGGCUACGUCUGCGAGGAGGAGGAUCUGUCGGGCAUCUUUGUGAAGAGCAUCAUUGAGGGCAGCGCCGCCGAGAUGAGCCGCCAAAUUCAGAUCAACGAUCGGAUCGUGGCCGUCGAUGGCCGCACUUUGGCCGGCGUCACCAAUCAUCAGGCCGUGGAGCUGCUGCGCAACACGGACAUCGAGGUGCAUCUGACGCUGGAGCGUUUCCUGCGCGGCCGCAAGUUUGAGCAUCUGCAGGUGGCCCUCACCGAGAUGAAAGUGGGCGGCAGCAGCGCCAAUGCCAACGAUGGCGAUGCCCAGUCGCAGCUGUCCAUGCCCGCCUCGCCGUCCAUAGCGACGCUCAGCUGGCUGCCGCCAAAGUCCGCCGAUGCGGACUCCAUUGUUACCGAUGCCGGGGACGGCCACCUGCUGCCGGAUUUUCCCGAGCUGCCCUCGCGGGACACCGUCGACUCGAAUAUGUCGCACAUGCUCGACCGCAGCGAUCAUAGUGCGCCGCCUCUGACCAAUGGCAAUGGCAAUGGCAUGGGUCAUGGACUUGGGCAUGGCCAUGGCCAUGAUCAUGACAGCGGCAAUGACACCGAUGAGCAGUGUCCAGAGCCGGAGCCGGAGCCGGAGCCGGAGCCGCAGCCGAAGCCGGAAUUGAAGCCGCAGCCAAAGUCAAAGUCAGAGACUGAGUCGAUUGCAGCUGCAGCUGCAGCCGUCGCCGAGCCGGAGCAUGGCAAGACGCCCACCAAUGAGCCGGAUGUGCCGGCGUUUAAGUGCGCUGACACGGCCACGCCCGUCAAAUUGGCCAGCCCCAGCGCCGGCUCGCUGCGGGUGGCCUGGAAAAGUGAGUUUCCCGAAAGUGAAAUUUUAGUUGCCGAAAUAAAUAAACUUUCAGGUCUAGGGAUCAGCCUCGAGGGCACCGUCGACGUCGAGUGCGGCAUUGAGAAGCGUCCGCAUCAUUACAUACGCUCGAUACUCGAAGACGGUCCCGUCGGCAAACAGGGCAUUCUGCGGCCGGGCGACGAGCUGCUCCAGGUCAACGAGCACAAGCUGCAGGGCCUGCGUCACAUCGAUGUGGUCAAGAUACUCAAGGAGCUGCCGGCCAGCGUGAAGCUGGUCUGUGCGCGCGGCACACGCGCGCCCUCAAUUAUCAACACCUCCCAGAAUGCGGAGGCCUUCGAGACGCGCAGCCUGCUGCCCGGCGGCCAUCAGAGUCUGCAGAAUUUGCUGAGCAAGGCGCAGUCGGAGAGCUCCCUCUACACGUCGAGCACGGCAACGCUGACGGAAUCAGCUGCAGCAGCGGGCGCUGCAACCGCUGCAGCCGGCGCCACAGUUCAGCGCUCCAAGUCGCUGGACAACAUGUCCGGCCUGGCGCUGUGGAGCAGCGAGGUGACUGUGGUGCAUAUUGAAAAGUCAGAGCAGGGCUUCGGUUUCUCCAUACUCGACUAUCAGGAUCCGCUCGACGCGGAGGGCAGUGUGAUUGUGAUACGUGGCCUAAUACGCGGUGGUGCUGCGGAGGCAACCAACGAGAUCUAUCCGGGCGAUCGUCUAAUCAGCGUCGGCGAGCACUCGCUCCAAGGCCUCGAGCUGGACGAGGCGGUGGCCAUACUCAAGGCCAUGCCGCCAGGCCGCACGCGCCUCGGCAUCUGCCGGCCCCUCUCCACCUCGGACAGCAACAGCAACAGCAACAUUGCCUCGCCGCUCGCCGACUCGGCGAGCAGCACAUAGUGCCAGGCGGAAGCACCAGCGCAGCAGCAGCUCGUGAUGCAUUAUAUUUUGACCCUCAUAUUGGCCAGUUGAAUGUGAAGCAGCCAAAACCAAAACCAAAAAAAGAGAAACAAACCCGAAAAACUAAACGAGCUGCAGUAUAAAUCAGCGGAACUGAGCAUGCGACAAUUUGUACAUAGAUGACCCAUGGCAUAUAUUGUUCGAGUACAUAUGAAUAGUAUCUAGUAACACACACACAUACACACAAAGAGAGACCCACAUACCGUAGCUGUAACUAAUUGGUUUGACGGCGCUGACGUGUUAUUGAUCUGCAGCAAACGUAUAAAUAAAUAACUAGAUAGUUAUGCAUGCGAAAUUUUCAGAUUUCAACAACAACAGCAACAAAAUUGAGAAUAAAAUAUUUAUCACAAAUUGUAAUAGUCCAUCAAUUUAUAAUAACAAAUUUUUGUCAGUUGUCGAAGGACACAAAACACCCACAAAAUCUAG